Volvox carteri f. nagariensis is the source of this 498-nucleotide messenger RNA. RefSeq lists its product as uncharacterized. Lineage: Eukaryota; Viridiplantae; Chlorophyta; Chlorophyceae; Chlamydomonadales; Volvocaceae. The coding region runs from base 1 to 498 and encodes 165 amino acids. The transcript has 3 exons. The record is from RefSeq and is a predicted model, not a curated record.
AUGAUGCUCUACACAUUUAGUGGAAAAAUUGUCAAUACUUGUAACUUACCUCACUGUAGGAGCUUGUCCACAAGCGAACAGAAAAAGGAUAAAAAUAUAGCAGUUCCAGUUUUCGACAUAAGGCGUUUCAGCGCUGUGGAACUCAUUACGGCACGCUACGAGCAGCAGGCCCACCUCAAAAAAGGAGGAGCGCUCAAAGCCCGGCGGUUAGCUGGCGCGGGUAGUAAGCUAGCUGCCGAUGACGGCCUGGCGGGAACAGUUCGCCUGCGCCGCGGCCUUCUUCAGAAACCGGAUGACGAGGGCGACAUCUUUCCCUUCCAGGACGUGUGCAGUCGGACCUGUCAGGAAAGCCCCUGGAGGAUUGUGGGCACAAAUAAACUUAUUAGGGGCCGUUCCAGUGUCGCCUUCUGCGUAAAAUUGCAGAACAGGAAGACCUGCACGGUACGGAAUAUGCUGAGUGGUGAUUAUGAGUGGCAUUCGCAGGCGACAUGUGGUUGA